Messenger RNA from Penicillium brasilianum, 917 nucleotides. Lineage: Eukaryota; Fungi; Ascomycota; Eurotiomycetes; Eurotiales; Aspergillaceae. The record is from the annotation of a GenBank genome assembly.
CCUAUGAGUCAUAUUUCACCACGGAAUUUCUCCUCGGUCAUACUUCCGAGUAGGGAAUGGAGACAAGGCAGAACUCGAGUUCUCGAAGUGAGCCAAUGUCGGGGUCGAAAUCGGGACAGCGUUAGCUCUUCAGAAAUAUGGUGAGCGGAUGAGUGACUUUGAAAUAUAUUCUGAUUCCAGUCAUUUUCUCCUCGUAUGCAUGACUCACAAAUCAAUUUGGAUGGACUCAAGUACAAGAUCAUCCACCGCGAGUGACCUCGCCAACUAUCGUUUCCUUCCAGACGCAUAGUUAUCAGCAGAGUUUUGAUUUAAGGCAAUAUUCCGACUCUAUCAUUCAAGACCCCGAGGCGCAGAGAUGGCGACCAUCCCAGUGAACACUGAUAACCCCGUCUAUUUCUGGAAACCAGAAGGAGACGUUGGCUUUUUGGGGCAGUGGUGGCCAUCAUCGUUCACGUGGGAGCACGACGGUGAGAGAUACACAUACGCAAAUGCAGAACAAUAUAUGAUGCAUCGCAAAGCGCUCCUCUUCGCUGGACCAACCCAUCCAAUCACCCAAGAACUCCAAAAGGGCUGGAAACUUCAUCCAAGGGUCAUCCGUGAUCUAGGUCGAAAGAUCCCCAACUUUUCCCAAGAAGUGUGGGAGCAACAUCGAAUUGUGAUUGUUGCCGAGGGGAGCUAUCUUAAAUUCUCGCAGAACAAAGACCUCAAACAGAAGUUACUCGCGACUGGUAACCAAGAAUUGGUGGAAGCUAGUCCGCGGGAUCGUAUAUGGGGAGUUGGCUUUGCGGCGAAAAAUGCGAAUGUCAAUCGAAGUGAGUGGGGGUUGAAUUUACUGGGGAAAGCGCUCAUGGAAGCCAGAUCGAGGUUGUUGAAAGAAGCGGCAGGCGAGGAAGAAUAGCAGAAACGAGUUGAAGGAG